GGCUGUGUCAAUACUUGGAUUUAGAGGAUGAACGACAUGGCGGAAAGAAUCAUAACGUGCUACUUCCACAUGCGCAUUGGCAGUCAUGGUGAUGCCACAUGCAUACUGAUUGGAUAUAUAUGUAGAGGUUUCCAGCGAUCUCACCAUCAAGAGGAUACUCUCUACCACUGGACGAGAAUGAUCAGGUGGUCUACUCAGCGAGUUCCGAGUAAAGCCCUUGAUCGGAGGAAAACUCACUACACUAGUGAAUACCAUCCGGAUUAGAUCCUGGAACGACGAACCACGACAAAACCGUACCAGGUCGCCCAGCCAGAUGGGCCUCCAUUUGAAGACAGCGGCCAUUUGCUGACUUAGGAGAAGUGGCGGAUGAGAGUUGGAUUCAAUUACUUUGAGGGAUUGACUCUGCAACGAUGUUAGCUUGACGGCCG
This is a messenger RNA of Aspergillus wentii DTO 134E9, 428 nucleotides long. RefSeq names its product amine oxidase. The transcript has 3 exons. The record is from RefSeq and is a predicted model, not a curated record. NCBI's taxonomy places the organism in Eukaryota, Fungi, Ascomycota, Eurotiomycetes, Eurotiales, Aspergillaceae. The coding region runs from base 37 to 264 and encodes 75 amino acids.